This is a messenger RNA of Paramuricea clavata, 1682 nucleotides long. Lineage: Eukaryota; Metazoa; Cnidaria; Anthozoa; Malacalcyonacea; Plexauridae. The record is from the annotation of a GenBank genome assembly.
AGGUACUGGACGCUACAAAAACUGGUUCAUUUCUGGAUGGCGCUGGCUUCAGUGAGAUGAUCGCAGUGCAUGAGCGCGGAAAUUUGAGGGACCUAAAAGACUGGAUCGAAUAUUGUGCCAUAGGAGAUGCUGACAAAAACUGUGUUUCAGUCGUUCUCGAUUAUUUUGUUGAGAAAGGGAUUAUUGGUAAAGAAAGCAAGUGGUUUGGAAUGAAACGAACUUAUCCUACCAAAGAUAAAGGUUGGUAGUAAUAUAACAUAUUACAUAUAGUGAGUCAUACACUUGAGUCUUGGGCAGAUGUUGAAUCAUUGUUAUAUAGCUACUGCUGAAACUAAACAUGAUUGGCUGAUUUGUGGUCAGGUGGAUUUAUAUAAUCCUGCUGGGCAACAAGUGAAGAACUGUUGCCCGUUCCGACCGGCUACGUAUAUACAUAUAUAAAUGCUCCAAAUGGAGUGAUCAAAAAUACAGAGAGAAAGAAUACAGUUUACGAAAGAAUACAGUAUCUAUAAGGUCCGUUUCAAACGUGGAAUUUUGCAUGUAUGCAUUGAACUUAAUUUGCGACUUCUGAAAUCACGUCAUACUUUGCUCGCAUUAUGCGACCACACCGGUCGAAUUUGGAGUUACGGUCGACCGUAAUUGACCAUUUGCGUAAUAGACUAAAUUUUGAACUAAACAAGUCUAGACAAAAAUUUCAUCACAGCUUGAAGGAGCAUCACAAAAUUAGUAAUAUUCCAAAGUUUCGUUGCAAAAUGUUGUAAAAUGCGGAAAAUAUAGCCUUGCAAACUGAUUUGCAAUUUUCAGUCAUUUUAGAUUACAAACGGGAAAUUGACAGCCCCAAACCCUUCGAGGCUGCCAAUUUCCGGUUUGUAAUCUAAAAUGACUGAAAAUUGCAAAUUUCGCAAGGCUAUAUUUUCCGCACUUUACAACAUUUUGCAACGAAACUUUGGAAUAUUACUAAUUUUGUGAUGCUCUUUCAAGCUGUCAUGAAAUUUUUGUCUAGAUCAAAAUUUAGUCUAUUACGCAAAUGGUCAAUUAGAAACGUCGAAUUUAACUGUUUCAGACAUCGAAUUUCGCAUGUACAUAAUCCAACCUAUUGAAUUCAGACACACGUAAAAUGCGACGUGUGAAACAGGCCUGACAGACUCAGCAGGUAAAACAUUGUAGACAAGUGUAGGUGAACAUUCAGCUGUCGACGUAUUGUUUUUUAGCGCCUAUAAAUGAAACGUAUACUGAAAAGUAAUUUAUAGAUAUAAAUUGCUUUGUAACAAUUGUAAUUAGUAAUUCAUAAUUAAUUACUUUUUGGACGAAAGCAAUUUGUAAUAUGUAAUACUGUGUUGGAGAGGAAAUUGUAAUUUUUACUCACCACUUCUUUGGUAAUUUUCACCACAUGCAGAUCUAAUAAUCAGGGUACAGGGAUAUUUUUCCUUUUUUCUAUUCAUGCUUUAUUUUCAUUUCAGAACCACAAAUACAAUUACUGCUGGAGGUCCGUCGUAUUACGUUGCGAGAUGAGGUCCCAGAUGGUUUCAUGUCCGCGUUGUUGAUCAUCUUACGGUUUGCAGACAGCCUGCACAACACUGAAGAUCCUUUAUUACGAAGAUAUUAUAAUGAUACAGAAUAUGAUAAGGCAAAACCUCGUUUGGACGAAAUUCUUCGCAGUUCAGGUAUCAAAGUCUCAUAAUCCC